ACCAUGUGAGGGGGCGCGAGGGCAGCGUCGCACUCGCACUGCGACGAUUUUGCCCACUGAGGAAUUAAUAAAACAGAAGCACGCGUUUCGUCGGCGGCAGUGAACAACUUCGAAUGACCGCGCGCCAAACAACGGGGUCGGGAACACGAGUUUGACCUCGGAGUCGGUGCGGACUCCCCCCCCUGCAGAGAGCGAAGAAGUCGACAAUGGUACGCCCCGGCCCUGCUCCUCGCCGUGCGCGCCUCGCAGCGGACUCGAGCGCCAAGUGAACUUACGAUUGUGCCAUGUCACGGUGAAGAAGUUCCCAGAGCGGUUAGUAACUCACCGGACACCGAGGGUCGAGAGGCCGCAUGCCGGCGGGCAGACGGACGGACGGACGACCUGACAUGAGCCCGCGUCGUGCUUCGCUCGAAGGGAAGUCUCCGCGGGACUUUUGAGGGGCGCUUGUUGUCGGUGUAGAGCUAACGUUCCGCGGCGGAGCCUCAUGUUUUCGCCCGGCCAAGAGGAGCACUGCGCCCCGGCCAAAGACCCGGUGAAGUACGGGGAGCUCGUGGUGCUGGGGUACAAUGGCUCUCUGCCCAAUGGAGAUCGAGGUAGACGGAAAAGCAGAUUUGCGCUGUACAGGAGGACCAAAGCCAACGGUGUAAAGCCGAGCACUGUGCACAUCCUCAACACACCGCAGGCCAGUAAGGCCGUGAACUGUAAAGGCCAACACAGUAUCUCCUACACACUGUCCAGGAACCAAACGGUGGUGGUGGAGUACUGCCAUGACAAAGACACAGACAUGUUUCAGAUUGGGCGUUCCACGGAGAGUCCCAUAGACUUUGUGGUGACUGACACAAUAGCAGGAGGCCAGGAGGGAGAGGAGACUCCCAUCACACAGAGCACCAUCUCCCGCUUUGCUUGCCGAGUCGUCUGCGAGCGCAACCCCCCCUUCACCGCCCGCAUCUAUGCAGCGGGGUUUGACUCCUCCAAAAACAUCUUCCUCGGGGAGAAAGCUGCAAAAUGGAAAAACCCGGAUGGUCACAUGGACGGCCUAACAACCAAUGGCGUGCUGGUAAUGCACCCCAAGGGAGGAUUCACAGAAGAGUCCAAGCCCGGCGUAUGGAGAGAGAUCUCCGUUUGUGGGGACGUUUACACACUUAGAGAGACCCGCUCAGCACAGACCCCGGGGAAACUGGUGGAGAAUGAGAGUAAUAUACUGCAGGACGGCUCCCUGGUGGAUCUUUGUGGAGCCACCUUGCUGUGGCGCACCGCAGAAGGCCUCUUCCACACUCCGACCCAGAAGCACCUGGAGGCUCUCAGGCAGGAGAUCAAUGCGGCGCGGCCCCAGUGUCCCGUGGGUCUCAACACGCUCGCCUUCCCCAGCAUGCAACGCAGCCGCGCCCUCUCCUCCCUGGAGGACAAGCAGCCCUGGGUCUACUUGGCAUGUGGCCAUGUGCACGGGUACCACAACUGGGGCCACCGGUCAGAGCAGGAGCCCAACGCCCAGCGCGAGUGUCCCAUGUGCCGCGUGGUGGGGCCGUACGUACCGCUGUGGCUGGGCUGCGAGCCGGCCUUCUACGUGGACACGGGUGCGCCCACGCACGCCUUUGUGCCGUGUGGACACGUGUGCUCGGAGAAGUCCGUCAAGUACUGGGCGGAGAUCCCCCUGCCCCACGGCACCCACGCUUUUCACGCCGCCUGCCCCUUCUGUGCCACGCAGCUCAGCCUCACUCAGGGCUGUUCCAAGCUAAUCUUCCAGGGCCCGGUGGACUGAGCGGAAGGGUCCCGUUCUGGCAGGGAAGAUUAGAUGGGAAUGCCAACAUGCUGUGAAACUGUUCAGAUUAUUUUGUGCUUUCUUUUGUUCAUGUAAGCCAGCUGUGGGUAGGAGUAAGUCUUCCAAACCUCUGGUCAUAUACUGUGGAUUGUGCACAACAGAGAGCCAUUACAGAUGGUCCAGGGCCUCUUGUGGCUGUUUGGAUGGCCACUGUGGGCUACAUAGAUGUGGGGCAUAUAGGACCACAGAUCCCCAGCUCUGCCAGACUGAAAUACUGUUUUCAGCUGUCCUGCCAACCAACCGCUUUAAAUACGGCUCCAGCACUGGGCUGUUUAAACUACAAUGCCUGUUGGUUUUCCGUCAGAGGGCAGUAGGAUUAAGGUUGUAGAAGGAACAAAUCCUUUUUACUCAUGAAUCAGACUCGACCAGAUAAUAGCAGGAAGGGGUAGUUGGAUCUGUUGAGAGAGGGAAAGGGGGGGGGGGGGGGGUUUGGCUAGUUCCUGAAGGGUCUGAGACAAAGUUUUUACAAAGCCAGACAGCUGGACUGUCGGCUGGGAGAAAAACCAGGAGAAGCUUGUAAUGGAUAAGUAGUGAAGUGCUCCCUAUUGACCCCUCGGCCUUAACCCAUAAUCUUAACCAUGUAACUCUCCAGAGGUGGCUUCCAUUUACUGAACAAACUUUUACGCGGGGGGGGGGGGGGUGGGGGGGUGGUUAUUUUUCAUUUGAUGCUGGGGGAAUAUUUUUUCACAAAUGAGAAAAUCUAUUUUAUUGAAGGCAGAGGAACACGUCAUUUUGCAUACAGAAGACAUACGGAUACGACAACCCACAAGGAUUCUUCCCCACAUUUUUAUCAGACAGAGGAGGUAUUUUACUACACCGAGGCCCUUGUACUGUUUCCUAUUGCAAAUGUUAAUAUAUUUUUUUCUCCUGCAUAAAUAAUGUGUGUGAGAAUGUUUUGAGUGUGUGUGUGUGCGUGUGAUUGUGUGCGCGGGUUGGGCUGUGUGGGUGCCCUGGGGCCUUUUGUUUGAAUCGCCCCGCAUCAUCUCAUGCUCAUGCCCCCCCCCCCUGUGAUCUCGCCCACCUCCCGAACAAGAGAACACAGGAAUGAAACCGAGCUCGCAGGGUUUGACAAUGAAUGUACCGAAACACACCGACUCUCCUCACUGGUGGCGUUUCAAUCGUACAACUCGCUUUCUCCACAACUGCGCCUGUUGAAGCUACAGGUCAGGCCUGUGUGCAGCGACACGCAACCUCGGAACUGUACAACCACACAUGACGUAACCACACGUGCUUGCAAGUCCGCUAGCUUGCGACGUCCCUACCCCACACACACACGUACUGUAUUCAGUCUGAACUGUUGUUAGCUUUAUCCCACGCUGGGUCUGAUCCAAUGAUUUAUACGCUCUCAAACCUGGCCACGGUCUCAGCAGCAUUCAGAGAUUAAACCAAAUAUAAGGAGGAGCUGUUUUUCCCUCCACAUGCAAGAUGUAAACCCAAAACCGCUGCUACAGUGGAGCGUCGACAGCUCUGGAUUACAGUCGGGGCUGCUCACUUGCAUGCAGCAGCUCCGUGGGGAAUAAUGAUAUUAUCACACACACUGCCAAAUUUGGUAAGUUCUGUUGUGUGCGAAGGAUGAGUCAAGUUGUCCAAAACAAAGCAGCAGAUGAAUUGAAACUAAAGAAUCUGGGACGAAUCUGGGCAUUAUUCUGAGGAGUUGGCCUUGGCAGACAUGCGCCCACAUGUCAAAGUGUAGUCAAAAGCAUUAAUUGUGACACUAGAUUAUCAAAUACAAUAGUGAGCAUUAAAAUAAGAUGGUGACAAGUCAAGUUUCUGUUCUAGCGUUGAAAUGUUCUCCCAUGUUUCGGUAGGAUGAAUAAAAUUGAGAGGUGUUGCUGUGGGGCAGAGUCCCGCCACGAUUAAAGGCUCCUAGACGUCACCAAGAUAGUAUCUCAACAGCAGUGGUGGAGCAGGAGUAUUUUUCUUUCUGGUUCCUCCUUCAGAGAAGGAUUCUUAUAAAGUAUCUGCAGCGUUACGCUUCACUCACACCACAGGAUUUUUUCCAAAUUGUUUGAUUUCUCCAGAUUUUUUUUUUAAUGUAAUUGCUGCACAGGGUCAAGUACUAAGCCACAUACUGUACAGUAGCAUUCCUUUCUAACACGUUGAGCUCCCAACACUGUGCCCGUCGCUUAAGACCGCGUUCUGUAACAGCUGCAGAGUAGCUGCCUCAAACAUUCCUCCUUGGUAAACAUGGGUGGGGCCCUUGGUUCACCCAAGGGCUUGUUCUAUGAUUUUGUCUCCGACAGGAACUCUGUACACAAGCCAUAGAACGCACUGAUGCUCCCAAAUGCCUCUUUUGCAAAGAAUAAAAUAUUUUUUAAAAAUGUG
This is a messenger RNA of Scophthalmus maximus (turbot), 4144 nucleotides long. RefSeq names its product pellino E3 ubiquitin protein ligase family member 2 (gene peli2). NCBI's taxonomy places the organism in Eukaryota, Metazoa, Chordata, Actinopteri, Pleuronectiformes, Scophthalmidae. The transcript has 6 exons. Gene Ontology annotation, molecular function: protein binding; ubiquitin protein ligase activity. The coding region runs from base 485 to 1759 and encodes 424 amino acids. The record is from RefSeq and is a predicted model, not a curated record. Gene Ontology annotation, biological process: regulation of Toll signaling pathway; protein polyubiquitination.